AUGGACAAGGCAAAACGUGACUGGCUUUUCGCCAACAUGUUUCGUCACGGAGACGACCUAAGCAAGUACGAAGCGUUUGUGCCUCCAACUUUGCUGGUGAAGCCCCCAACAACGAAAGAGACAAAGAAGCGGCCACUUUCUGGAAGUCCAUACUCGUCUAGAUUCGAGUUGCCCGGUCGGAAACUCGUCCCGCAACCGAACCCACAGCUGCAGGAUCGAGAGCGCAACUGGGUGGCAACUACACCUCACGACUCGAAGCUGCCGACGUAUGACUCCAUCCUAGACAAAUACUGCACGAGAGUCACAUGCCCCGAGGUCCAGCGCCAGAUCUACCAGACCAGGCAGCGAGAUUUGUCACCACAGUUGGCAUUUGUUCUCGAGAAGCGGGUGGAGAAGCACUACCGGAAAGGAUUUUACGACUCUUUUGGCGGAGUCGGCUCGUACAGGACCGAAAUUGUGCCAACACCCCCAAGCGAUGGCACGCGGCAACGUAUGCAGGUCUAG
Messenger RNA from Phytophthora nicotianae INRA-310, 504 nucleotides. RefSeq lists its product as hypothetical. The record is from RefSeq and is a predicted model, not a curated record. The transcript is spliced from 2 exons. NCBI's taxonomy places the organism in Eukaryota, Oomycota, Peronosporomycetes, Peronosporales, Peronosporaceae. Bases 1 to 504 code for a protein of 167 amino acids.